This is a messenger RNA of Dermacentor silvarum, 1095 nucleotides long. It is a transcript of the gene mRpS35, whose product is annotated as 28S ribosomal protein S35, mitochondrial. Bases 52 to 924 code for a protein of 290 amino acids. Gene Ontology annotation, molecular function: structural constituent of ribosome. The record is from RefSeq and is a predicted model, not a curated record. Gene Ontology annotation, biological process: mitochondrial translation. The transcript has 6 exons. Gene Ontology annotation, cellular component: mitochondrial small ribosomal subunit. Lineage: Eukaryota; Metazoa; Arthropoda; Arachnida; Ixodida; Ixodidae.
GUUCAUUGGAACACGCUCUUGGAACAGGUUCCGCAACCACGUAGCGAGCGCAUGCCCGUGGACCAAGACUGGCCCAGCGUGUGGCCCACAGCGCAGUCCUUUCGCCCUUCAGUGGUGCCACUGCCGCUGCGCCAGGGCUACCGUGAGAAGGGGGCGCCGCCGGGCAAGUAUGCCAACUUGGAGCUCAUGAAGGUGCCCAAUUUCCUUCACCUGACACCUGCUCACCUCUCCAAGCAUGCCAAGGUCCUCCGGCAAUUUUGCACCCCAUGGCCAGCUGGUCUGGAGACUGACGAAAAGUGCGAAGAGCAUUUUCCAGUGGAAGUGAUUGACAGUGACUACUGCCAUGCCAGCCCAUCAAUCAGAGACCCCAGGUCCCGGAUUGUUACGCUGAGGGUAAAACUGUCAGACUUGGAGCUUGACUACCAUGCGAGGGAUAAGCUCCUUCGGUUGGCUGGUGACCGUUAUGACCCUGCAACUGACGUCCUCACUAUUGUCACCGACAGGUGUCCGCUGAAGAAACAGAACUAUGACUACGCCCAUUACCUUCUUACUGCUGUGUACCAUGAAUCUUGGAAAACAGAGCCUUGGGAAGCAGACAAGGCCGAGUCCGACAUGGAGUGCUUCUUUUGGGAGAAGAGCCGGUCAGAAACCAAUGCAGUUGGUUUUGUCAGACGUAUGCAGCAGUCACUGGCUGGCCAGGAGGAAAUUACUCACCCCCAUGUGCAGCACCUGCCUCCAGAAUGCACAGAUGACGAUGUAAAGGGUGUCACUCAAGUGAAGGACUAUGCAGAGGCCGUGUGUGAGAUUCACAACGGAGGAGAAAGCCUGCAGUCGUGGGACAAAUACAAACGCUCAGUGUGCUCGCUGUUAGGCUUAAAGCACACCGAGCUCAGUCCACUGGCGGGAGAAGUGCACGCAUCAUGAGCUGUGUGUGUGUGGACAUUGCAAUUAAAUGUGGCUGCAAGGCUUUUGAAUGGCAUAGUAAAGGAGCUGCACUGUAAAAAAGCCAGUGCUCGGUAUCCGAGGUCAGCUCUCAAAAAUCGUAUGGACACUGCUGCUUGUCACUGUAGAAUAAUAAAAUAUCUUGAGUUGUUA